GACAGGUCAACUUAAUCCUCCUAUAGACGUAUUAUUCUAUUAGCGGUUAAGUUAUUCACUUUUUUAUUUACCUCUACCAAAUACCAAAUUGGGAUACAAUCCUAUUCAAACCGAUAAAACAAACACGCCCUACAUGGUCAGGAGUAUAGGAGGAGAAUUAUUGGAAAUGGAAGGGAGCUCAUCCAAAGCAAGAAUAACCAACCGUUUACAGGCCGUUAAGUGCUACUCCGGCAAGUCUUACAGUCAGAUAGCGAAAGAAACCGGGCUCACAAACGUCUAUGUAGCCCAGCUUCUUAGACGCCAAGCCCAGCUCAAGCCCGAAACCGCUCCCAAACUCCGAGCUUCAUUGCCGGACCUCACUGAUGAACUCGUCGACGAGAUGUUGAAGCCUCCAUUGAGGUCUUACGAUCCCAAUUUGAUCCAAGAACCCUCUGUUUACAGGUUGAAUGAAGCUGUUAUGCAUUUUGGUGAGAGCAUCAAGGAAAUUAUCAAUGAGGACUUUGGCGAUGGCAUCAUGUCAGCUAUAGAUUUCUACUGCUCAGUCGACAAAGUCAAAGGUGCAGAUGGGAAAGAUCGUGUGGUUGUGACGUUUGAUGGGAAAUAUUUGCCAUAUACUGAGCAGAAAUUGGAGCACAUGGUUUCAAGGUUGCCAGGAAGUCAGUGAACAGCCUCAUGCCCGGCAGUUGUUGUAAACUUCUUUUCCGUUUUAUCAAUGAACUCUCUACAUUUUUACCUAAUCUAUGUGACAAGGAUUCGUGCACAACAUUUAUAGGUCUAUUGUUAUAGUAUCUUAUAAUAUUUAUAUUUCCUUUUUCACUUUGAAGAGAACAAUAACACACAUCAUUUGUAAUGUGUGGCUAUAUCUGAAAUAAGCUGUUCACCUGUGAAUACUGCUAUGCUCUUAGUUACAAAUAUAAUAAUAGCUAGGGAAUUUAUUCCCAUCUUCAACUGA
Molecule: messenger RNA, 952 nt
Organism: Ziziphus jujuba (common jujube)
Lineage: Eukaryota; Viridiplantae; Streptophyta; Magnoliopsida; Rosales; Rhamnaceae
Product: cyanate hydratase
Exons: 5
Coding region: 134-664 (176 amino acids)
Molecular function (GO): DNA binding; cyanate hydratase activity
Source: RefSeq, a predicted model, not a curated record